Messenger RNA from Puccinia graminis f. sp. tritici CRL 75-36-700-3, 375 nucleotides. RefSeq lists its product as uncharacterized. The transcript is spliced from 2 exons. The record is from RefSeq and is a predicted model, not a curated record. Bases 1 to 375 code for a protein of 124 amino acids. NCBI's taxonomy places the organism in Eukaryota, Fungi, Basidiomycota, Pucciniomycetes, Pucciniales, Pucciniaceae.
AUGAAAACAAUUGGGCAAACCCCGCUGAUUCUCCUUAUCCUUCGAGUUCAGUCCGGACCCACAUGUGUUGUCGGAUCUGAACUAGGACGGGUAAACUUGGGGAGGGAUGAACUCAGACCAGAACAGCCGUUUCUUCAAGUAGCUUGUCCAAAUAUUGAUACCGCUCAUCACCCCCCAAUUAGCCACCACGAUCGAAUCACGGCUGUAGACUGCUUGCCGAAUCUUGGUCAGACUCAAUCACAAGCUCAUCAAGACUGGCAGCCAUUCGGCAGGUAUGACCAGCUCCACGACUCACGAGAACAGUCGUCGGGUUUCGUUUCAGCUUCGUCAUCGCACGCCAAACCGAUGGUGGAAAUUGAUUUCUUUAGUCAGUAG